AUGGGGUGCGUGAAGUCCAAAUUCCUCCGGGACAGAGACAAGGUCUCGAAAAGCGAGGCCUCUGCCAACCCACACAGCCCGUUGUAUGUGCCAGAUCCCACGUCCACAGGCAAGAGGCGGCCUGACACCAACAACGGCAACCCCCCAGGGUCCACGGAGGGUUCUAAGGACACCAUUGUGGUUGCCCUGUAUGACUACGAGGCCAUUCACCAUGAGGACCUCAGCUUCCAGAAGGGAGACCAGAUGGUGGUCCUGGAGGAGUCUGGGGAAUGGUGGAAGGCUCGGUCCCUGGCCACCCGGAAAGAGGGCUACAUCCCAAGCAACUACGUUGCCCGCAUUGACUCUCUGGAGACAGAGGAGUGGUUCUUCAAGGGCGUCAGCCGGAAGGAUGCAGAGCGCCAGCUUCUGGCCCCUGGCAACGUGCUGGGCUCCUUCAUGAUCCGUGACAGCGAGACCACCAAAGGGAGCUACUCUUUGUCGGUGCGAGACUACGACCCCCAGCAUCGGGACGCAGUGAAACAUUAUAAGAUCCGGACCCUGGACAACGGGGGCUUCUACAUCUCCCCACGGAACACCUUCAGCACGCUGCAGGAGCUGGUGGCCCACUACAAGAAGGGGAGUGACGGGCUCUGCCAGAAGCUGACGGUGCCCUGCGUGUCCGCCAAGCCCCAGAAGCCGUGGGAGAAAGAUGCCUGGGAGAUCCCGCGGGAAUCCCUCGAGCUGGAGAAAAAGCUUGGCGCCGGGCAGUUUGGGGAAGUCUGGAUGGCCACCUACAACAAGCACACCAAGGUGGCCGUGAAGACCAUGAAGCCAGGGAGCAUGUCUGUGGAGGCCUUCCUGGCCGAGGCCAACCUGAUGAAAACGCUGCAGCACGACAAGCUGGUGAAGCUGCAUGCCGUGGUCACGGAGGAGCCCAUUUACAUCAUCACGGAGUUCAUGGCCAAAGGAAGCCUGCUGGACUUCCUGAAAAGUAAUGAAGGCAGCAAGCAGCCAUUGCCAAAACUCAUUGACUUCUCGGCCCAGAUUUCCGAAGGCAUGGCCUUCAUCGAGCAGAGGAACUACAUUCACCGAGACCUCCGAGCCGCCAACAUCCUGGUCUCUGCGACCCUGGUGUGUAAGAUUGCUGACUUCGGCCUGGCCAGGGUCAUCGAGGACAACGAGUACACGGCCCGGGAAGGGGCCAAGUUCCCCAUUAAGUGGACAGCUCCGGAAGCCAUCAACUUUGGCUCCUUCACCAUCAAAUCAGACGUCUGGUCCUUCGGUAUCCUGCUGAUGGAGAUUGUCACCUACGGCCGCAUCCCAUACCCAGGGAUGACAAACCCGGAGGUGAUCCGGGCGCUGGAGCGUGGGUACCGCAUGCCCCGGCCAGAGCACUGCCCCGAGGAGCUCUACAGCAUCAUGACGCGCUGCUGGAAGAACCGCCCCGAGGAGCGGCCCACCUUCGAGUACAUCCAGAGUGUGCUGGACGACUUCUACACGGCCACUGAGAGCCAGUACCAGCAGCAGCCGUGA
Messenger RNA from Pipistrellus nathusii (Nathusius's pipistrelle), 1512 nucleotides. NCBI's taxonomy places the organism in Eukaryota, Metazoa, Chordata, Mammalia, Chiroptera, Vespertilionidae. The record is from the annotation of a GenBank genome assembly.